AACCAUAGUCCAUCCAGCCCAGUGCCCACCGGUGAAGCCCUAACCGCUCCACCCUGAUUGAUUCUCUCAACUCUCGAACCAAAUCCCGCGCACUGUCUCACUCACCUGAUUCCCGGCGGCCUUGGGCCUUGCCCCUCUCUUGCAUUUCUCUUUCCCUCUUCUUCUGCUACUCACUCCCGUCACUUGCAUUUUAUCUGCUCAUGAACUCAAAAUGCAAACAUUUUCUACCUUGAGGACAGCCUUUUAGGGUUUCUCUGCUAACAUUUCCAUUGAUUUAUUGGACUCUCGCCACCUUUUAUUUUUCUGUUCUUUUCUGGGCUUAAAUGUGGACAUCAUGAAUUUGUAUAGUCUAAUGUCAGGGAAGAAUGAGUAGCUCCAGGGAAAAUUCUCCAGAUUGGCUGCGUUCUUUUCAGGCGCCAACUUCUACGCUGACAUUAUCUUCGGAUUCCAAUUCUUCACCAAACUGUAGCCCGCUUAGGGAGGAUAAAACUGAUGAUGAAGAAACCUUUCUACACAGUUCAUCUACAUUGGAAAAGGGCGAAAGAAAUGACAAUAAACUACAUCAAACUCCUUCGAAAAAGAAGAAAAUAGAUGUCUUGAAAAGUUCAGAAGGACAUAGGGAUGAUGCAAAGGCUGCUAAGGAAGAAAUAUCCAAGAAACACUUGGGACCUCAUGCAGCAAAUGGUUCAAUUUGGACAUUAUCAUCAGAUUCUGAGUCUUCUCUGGGUCGUUCUCCUAAAAGGAAGGAGAAAAUAUCUCUAUCUCAAGAGAGUGGAGAGGCCAAUGAUCCAGUUCUGACUGGCAGAGGGGACAAGUCCCCACGAAAGAAGACGUCUAAAGGAAAAUCUCCGAAAAAGGGGUUCAAAGUGGGUGGUCAGACUCCCAAAUUGGAGAAUAAUGUGAAUGAUGAUGCAAAGAUAACAGAAAAUGAUGAUAAUAUCGUGGCUGCUGAGGAGGCAUCUGAAAAGCACAUUGAGCCUCAUGUUUCUACCUCAAGGUUGCCUUUGGUGCUGUCUGAGAAAAUUCAGCGUUCAAAGGCACUUGUUGAGUGUGAAGGGGAUUCCAUAGAUUUGAGUGGUGAUGUUGGGGCUGUUGGACGAAUAGUAAUUUCAGAUACUGCAUCUGAAAAUCAUGAAAUGUUCUUAGACUUGAAAGGAACCAUUUACAAAACAACAAUAGUGCCUUCCAGAACAUUUUGCAUUGUUGGCUUUGGUCAGUCUGAGGCAAAGAUUGAGGCUAUCAUGAAUGACUUCAUUCAACUUAAAUCACAAUCCAAUGUUUACGAAGCAGAAACCAUGGUUGAAGGUACACUAGAUGGCUUCUCAUUUGAUUCUGAAGACGAAAUUGACAAGAUGCCUAAGACUAUUCCCCAUCAAACUGAUCAAAAUGGGGGCAUUGAUGGACAAAUGAACGGGAAAGCCAAAGGCAAAGCAGACAAAACAUCUACGGCAUCACGGAAGAGAGGUAAAACUGCCGGAGGAAAGCCACAGCCGCCCAAAAAAGCAGGAAAGAAAACAGUCGUUUCAAAAAAACCCAAGACCAGAAAAUGAGAGACGAAAUCAAUGUUCAAAAACUUGUUGUCUAUGCAGCCAAUUACAGACAAUUGGUAUAAAUUCCUUGCCUUGAGUAAGAGCAGAAAAUGCUUUUGCCCUUUUUUAUGACGAAAAGGUGGUCUUUUUCUCUAAGCAUAUUUCACAGUUACUAAUUAUGAGUUGCCAUCAAUUGUAAAACGUAAUAUAUGCUACUGUACCCUUGCCUUGGUAGCAUUUGGAUGAAAACCGGCAAAAUUACCUAUGCUUUCUUGAGAACUAUUUAAGCUAUUUUCUCGUGUUUUCGGCAGAAGCACCUCAUUUGCAGAUUAAUUCAGCAUGUCUAAAUAAAAACUAGUGAAUUAGGAGAAAG
This is a messenger RNA of Theobroma umbraticum, 1902 nucleotides long. It is a transcript of the gene BIN4, whose product is annotated as double-stranded DNA binding protein. Gene Ontology annotation, cellular component: DNA topoisomerase type II (double strand cut, ATP-hydrolyzing) complex; nucleus. NCBI's taxonomy places the organism in Eukaryota, Viridiplantae, Streptophyta, Magnoliopsida, Malvales, Malvaceae. The record is from RefSeq and is a predicted model, not a curated record. Gene Ontology annotation, molecular function: double-stranded DNA binding. Gene Ontology annotation, biological process: DNA endoreduplication; chromosome organization.